Molecule: messenger RNA, 1607 nt
Organism: Mercenaria mercenaria
Lineage: Eukaryota; Metazoa; Mollusca; Bivalvia; Venerida; Veneridae
Product: fibropellin-1-like
Exons: 5
Coding region: 137-751 (204 amino acids)
Biological process (GO): establishment or maintenance of epithelial cell apical/basal polarity; heterophilic cell-cell adhesion
Cellular component (GO): plasma membrane; protein-containing complex
Molecular function (GO): calcium ion binding
Source: RefSeq, a predicted model, not a curated record
AUAUCCCACACAUCGCUGAGUAGUUUAACUGAGUUUAACUGCACGCUCUACAUCGUUCUGUUGUAUGAACCAGUUAAUACAGAUAUUUUUCGUUUUAAGAUCGAUUUAUUUUUUGUGCAAAGGACUUUGAAUUGCAAUGUCUCAGUCGGAUGUAUUAAGUUUUUCUGUCGGGUUUUUAGUGUAUCUUACAGUGUGUGUACAUUGCCAAGAGCCAGACCUGGGGCCGUCAGAACCAACCUUUGAUACAUGUGAAACAAUGGUGUGUCCAGAAAAUUCCAAAUGUGUUGAUGAUAUGGGAUAUGUCUCUUGUAUUUGCAAACCUGGAAAAACAGGAAUAAACUGCACACUUGACGACCCAUGCUUACCAAGGAAGACAAACUGUCCAAAAGGAAGCUUAUGUUUUGGAGAGUGUGAUCCGAACGUUAUCUGUGAGGGUGCCACAGGGUACGCCCAUUGUAGAGGUUGUGUCGCUGGUUGGACUGGCAUGCAUUGUGAGAAAGAUAUCGACGAAUGUGCAGAUGCGAUAAAUCCAUGUUUAAAUGGUGGUACAUGUAUAAAUGCCAGAGGAGAUUUUAGAUGCACGUGUAAAGAAGGAUGGACUGGGAAAGUUUGCGACUGUGAAAAAGGAACUUCGUGCGAGAUAGAGGAGUCAAAAACAGAUACUACAAAGGACGGAAAAGGGGCACAACUCAUGUGCAACAUCUUUGUUUUGUUUGCUUCUUUAAUUACAUAUAUAACGUGGACAGUUUAGACAUAACCCAUUUCACUUUGUAAGUUUGUACGAAUGAAAAGUUAGGAAGAAAUUGACAUUCAAAUGAGGUAUAGGCACUUUAGAACGCAAGCAUUACUUUAGGACAUGCUAAAGAGAGUUAAAUGAUGUUUUUAUGACCAACAGAAGCAUUUGUUUAAUAAUUAUAGAAAAGUAGUAAAAGAAGUGUUUAGUGCGAAUACUUACUGCUUGAACCAGAUAGUUUUACAUUUAAGCAUAUUGUUGACCUGAAUUUGAAGUAAGGAGGGAAAAAGACAGUGCUUUUCUGAAAACGAUUUUUCUUAUAUAUUUUAUUCAAAGACAGGAUUCACUACAGCGCAAGUUCUUAUUGUUCAACUGACGCUUAUACAAAGGGACAUAAUGCAUUUAAUAUUUUGUUUAAAUGUACGCGAGGUUGUCAGUAUGAGAAGCAGUGAGAUGGCAUGAGCAGACAUAGUACAAACAGAAAAAUCUCUAAAGAUAAUGUAUAUUGAUAUACAGUGUUUUCAUUAUAACAUCUUACUUAUAUAAGUGACUUUCACGAAUGAUUAAAAGCAAUGAAUUUAACUUAUGUUCUAGCUGCCAAAAGAAAGGUUUACAAGAUAUGCAUAUGAUUUUCUUAAAGUCAUCGAGAACACACAUAUUGUCAGUAAAACAAUAUGUAUCAACUGAUAGAAAAUGAAUAUUUGUAUAUAUUUGCAGCGUUCUUAUCUUUCUAUGUGUGCAUGAAUGCAUGUUUCAGUGUACUAGUACUUUUUUCAAAUUUGUCAUAUGUAUUGCCUGUUGAUAUUUGAUAAAGGAAGUGACAUUGUAGACACUGAUAAUAUAGUACAUAGCUACAGAAUUGAUGUAAGUAUUA